ACGCUGCUUCAAAAACGGAACAUGACUGCACAUAUUUCUCCCUCUCUCUAUCUCUCAAAACAGACGUAAAAGUCACAAAAAUCUGUAUCUUACUUCUCAUCUACUCUUCUCUCUCUCAAGCACAAGUUAAACCUUGUGUAUGAUGGUAAUGGUGUUGGAUCCGUAGAAAUGAAUCGGAGUUUGAAGGAAUCUCUGAUCGGAGGGAGGUCGCAGCACCGGCGAGGUCUCAGUCUCAACGGAAUCUCCAAGGAUACGGACGAGAACUUGGAUCUCUUCUCUAGGAAUCGCCGGACUCUCUCCGUUGCUUCGUCCGACGAAUCCGACGUUUCAGUGAAAUUGGGGAGACUUUCAGUUGGAUCAGCCAAACCGUCGAGGAAUGGGAUAGAUGAUCUAUUGUCGUCAACUGAUGGAGGAAAGCACGACUACGAUUGGCUUCUCACUCCUCCUGAAACCCCACUUUUUCCUUCAUCGGAUGGAAAUGAGUCUAAACCAGCCCCAGAAGGUCCAAGAAGGUCUUCCACGGUUAGAGCAGACUCUACAGCUAAGACUUCAAGGCUUUCAGUAUCACAACUGGAGAGCAACCAUCAGUCAAGACCAACUAGAAGCAGUUCAGUUACUCGCUCUUCCAUCACUAGUUCACAGUACAGUACCUACUCGAACAAAUCUACCUCAAUACUCAACACAAGCUCAGCUUCAGUUUCAUCUUACAUUAGACCAUCAACUCCUAUUAACCGUUCUUCAUCCGCAUCAAGACCUUCUACUCCUACCUGUUCCACACCUUCGCGAUCCUCAACUCCUUCUAGAGCUCGUCGAGCCCCUGCCAGCUCUUCCAUCGGUGAAACAAGACCGUCCCAUAACUCAAGACCUUCAACUCCAACUUCCAGGCCACAGAUUCCUGCAAACUUGAAUUCUCCAGCUGCUCGGUCUGCUUCUCGACCAUCGACACCUACUCGUCGCAGUCCAGCACCUUCUCUGUCUGUGGCGACAGGACCUUCAACAUCAGUUACACGUGUUUUAUCAAAUGGUCGCAAUGCAGCUCCAGUGUCCAGACCAAGCUCCCCGGGUUCGCGAGUUCGGCCUCCACCACAGCCAAUGGUUCUCCCUGAUUUCCCACUUGAAACACCACCAAACCUGCGGACAACUUUGCCAGACAGGCCUGUUUCUGCUGGUAGGGCCAGGCCAGGUUCGACUGUUACAGGGAAGAGGAACAUAGAGACCCCAACCCCUGCAAGUUUGCCAAGAAGACAGUCAUCACCCAUUGUCACCAGGGGAAGACUACCAGAACCCACUGGAAGAGGUCGUGCGCAUGCUAAUGGUCAGGCUGCAUUGGAGUCUCGAAGGCCUGCACACGUCUCAGAGUUAUCAAUGCGGAAAUCUGUGAAGACUUCAACCACCGCCACAGAAAGCCCAGGAUUGGGGAGGACAAUCUCAAAGAAAUCACUGGAUAUGGCUAUUAGACAUAUGGACAUAAGAAAUGGUACUAGUAGAAUUCGUCCAGUAUCAGGCACAACCCUCUUCCCUCAGAGCAUUCGAUCGGGCAAUCCUAAAUGCCAAAAGCAAACUGGUCAUGCUUUGAGUGCUCCAGCAUUUGUAAAUGGGAAUAUCCCUGUCAGCAAUAAUAAUGGUUUCAUUUCAGAAAAUGGAAACUAUAUUAGCAGGUCUCCUGAAAAUGGAACUGAAGAAUACAAUCAUCGAUUUUCAACCAAAGUGAGUGAAUUAGACGUAUAUGAGAGCUCCCGAUAUGAUGCGAUUCUGCUCAAAGAGGACUUGAAGGACAUGAACUGGCUACAUAGUGUUGACGAUAAGUCUGAUCAAGGACCCAUAUUUGAUAACGGAUUUGAGCCUCUGCCUGAGCCUUUUGGCCCCUUGUAAUCUCUCCGAAGUGGUUUUGUUCAUUUUAUAUAUAAUAUUUUUAAAUUGUCUCUUUUAAAAAAUGACUUUGGUUGAUUUUAGAAGAUGCAAUCACUCAAUUUUUUAUGCAUUUAAAUUAUAAUAGGGUAUACCCUUCAGCUAUGCUUGGUUGAACAA
Cornus florida is the source of this 2028-nucleotide messenger RNA. RefSeq lists its product as uncharacterized. The transcript has 5 exons. Gene Ontology annotation, cellular component: cortical microtubule. Lineage: Eukaryota; Viridiplantae; Streptophyta; Magnoliopsida; Cornales; Cornaceae. Bases 169 to 1872 code for a protein of 567 amino acids. The record is from RefSeq and is a predicted model, not a curated record. Gene Ontology annotation, biological process: cortical microtubule organization.